This is a messenger RNA of Xenopus laevis (African clawed frog), 1457 nucleotides long. RefSeq names its product cytochrome b5 type B (outer mitochondrial membrane) S homeolog (gene cyb5b.S). Lineage: Eukaryota; Metazoa; Chordata; Amphibia; Anura; Pipidae. Gene Ontology annotation, molecular function: heme binding. The transcript is spliced from 5 exons. Gene Ontology annotation, cellular component: membrane; mitochondrial outer membrane. The record is from RefSeq and is a predicted model, not a curated record. Bases 16 to 666 code for a protein of 216 amino acids.
GCCCUCUAGCGUCACAUGAAACGACGCUUAGUUGCUUUACUAUUUAUGAUGGGCUGGAACCCUUCGAGCCCUCUGAUUGGUCAAACGCUCACUGUACUUUUUGUGACUGGUAAAGGGAUUGGUUAUCGCCUUGGAAACGACGCCUGUGUUCAUGAGGUGAUUGUGUUGCGCCAGGGGACGGAAGCCGAAGGCGUUCAAGUGUCUUGCCGAUCAUUUUUAACAGAGUGGUUGUCGGAGGCCAUGGCGCAAGAUGGGGAUACGCAAUCAGAAGAACCUCAGGUUGAUUUGUACACGUUAGAGGAUGUGAGAAAAAGGAACACGGCUAAGGAGCUGUGGUUAGUGAUACACGGCAGAGUGUAUGAUAUCACUAAAUUCGUGGAAGAGCACCCAGGUGGGGAGGAGGUCCUGUUUGAGCAGGCAGGGGCAGAUGCCACAGAGAGCUUUGAAGAUGUUGGCCAUUCCAUUGAUGCCAGGGAGAUGCUGAAACAGUAUUACAUUGGAGAUUUACAUCCGGAUGACUGUAAAAAUCAAGGAAAAAAUGAUGUUCUACUAACCACAUCCUCCAGUUCAUCCAGUUCUUGGUCCAGCUGGCUGAUCCCCGCAGCAGCAGUCGUUCUUUUGGGUUUCAUGUACCGUUUUUACAUGGUUGAUAGCCGAUCCUCCUGAAAAAGCAGAACCUGCCAGUGUCUCUUAUGCACAAUAAAACAAGCGGAAUCCACACACACAGCCACAAGGAUAUUACCGCAUUUCUGCCACAGAUGAAUAUGUCAGAUUUCUCAUAUGAACCUUUUUUAUGUUUGUGACCAAGACCUCUUCCUAAUACUUCCUAAUGGACUGUGGAGCAAGCUCCAUACAACUAAAUACUUCUUACAUUCUGGGAAAAGCUUUCUUUGUAUAAGGCAACAGGGAAAACCAGUAGAGAGGAUAUAUUUUGGGGUAAAACAAUAAUUCAUCCUGUACUGACCUGUCACAGCCAAAUCCAUUCAGAGAUAAGGUCACUUAUCUUUAGUGGAAAUUAGGUACAGGUAUGGGAGUGAUCAGAAAUACUUGAGAUCUGGGGUUUUCUGGAUAAGGGGAGACCUUAACUAAUAAUAUCGAAUAAAAGGCACUAAGUUCGCCCUGUCUAACCGUCAAUAAGAUGUUCGCUUUUAAACAGGGGUCACCUGCAAACUUAGUGCUUUUUAUUACAUAACCCCUUCUAAAAUCAUUUAACCUUUAAAUAAACCCAGUUGGAUUGUUUUGCCACCAAUAUAGAUUUGUGCAUCUUAGUUGCCAUCAAGUACAAGCUACUGUUUUACAAAUACAGAGAAAAAGGAAAUUAUUAAUAAAAAAUAUUCAUUUCAAAUGGACUGUAUGGGAGAUGGCUUUCCUGUAAUUCUGAGCUUUCUGGAUAAAGGAUCCAAUUCCUGUGCUUUUAAAUAUCCUUUCUAUAAUAAACUAAAACAAUCAAUUUAAAA